Messenger RNA from Suhomyces tanzawaensis NRRL Y-17324, 906 nucleotides. RefSeq names its product bifunctional diacylglycerol diphosphate phosphatase/phosphatidate phosphatase (gene DPP3). Bases 1 to 906 code for a protein of 301 amino acids. Gene Ontology annotation, molecular function: phosphatidate phosphatase activity. The transcript has a single exon. The record is from RefSeq and is a predicted model, not a curated record. Lineage: Eukaryota; Fungi; Ascomycota; Pichiomycetes; Serinales; Debaryomycetaceae. Gene Ontology annotation, biological process: phospholipid metabolic process.
AUGACACUCUCCGAACAGUUCAGCAACUUGUUGAAGUACCUCAACAGCGACAAUCUGUUGGACAGGGCCACCUUUGGCCUUGACAUCAACAAGGAGUCGUUCUGGUAUAAGCUUCUUACCUGGAGAGCCACCGACGUGGUGCUUAUCGCGGUGCUAUACUUCAUCUACAUCGUCACCUACGACCUGGCCCCGUUCGAGAGACAGUUCUAUGUCAACGACCUCACGAUCUCCCAUCCAUUUGCUGAGCACGAACGUGUCGAUGGCACCCAGCUCAUGCUCUACGCCGUGUGGAUCCCGCUUGCCAUCAUCGUGGCUGCAGGCUUGGUGUUCACCAAGCCCAAGAACAAGGUCUACGUGACGUACGUGGCCGUAGUGGGUCUUGGAGUGUCUACUUUUACCACCAGUGUUUUGACGGACCUACUCAAGAACUACAUCGGUAGACACCGUCCCGACUUCCUCAGCAGGUGUGUUCCCAAGCCAGACACCCCUAAAGACGUGUUGGUGUUUGCCAAGGAUGUUUGCACUACCAAGAACUUGGAACUACUCAGAGAUGGCUUCAGAACCACUCCCUCGGGUCACUCCUCCCUCAGCUUCUCUGGUUUGUUAUACUUGUCGCUCUUCUUGGCAGGCCAACUUGUGGUCACCAACAAGUAUGUGGGUGCUUGGAGAACCGUCUUGUGUGCCUUACCCACAGUAGGUGCAGCAUUGAUCGCAUUGAGUCGUACCGAGGAUUACAGACAUCACUUCGUGGAUAUCUUGAUUGGUAGCACCAUCGGUAUUAUCAUUGCGAUCUGGACUUACUUCAGAUUGUUCCCCAGUUUGAGUCAUCGUAAACCCUACGAACCAAUCUUGUUGCAAAAGGAAGAUGAAGGGGAAGGUUACAAUAUCAUCAACGAGCAAGUUUAG